GCUGCCUCACGUCAGACAGACAGAGCCGGCGCUGAGGGGGAGGGGGGGGGCUGCGGCCGCCAGUCGGAAGCACGUUGCCGGCAGGAGAGGCUGCGCGGCUACGGGCACCGGCGGGAGAGAGAGAGAGAGAGAGAGAGACAGAGAGAGAGAGAGACAGAGCGAGAGAGAGGGGCGGCGAUGGCCGACUUCCUGGAGAAGAUCCUCAACAACCUGCUGGAGCCCGACACGGCGCUGAUCCAGCAGGCCACAGCUCAGUUGAAGGAGGCGUUUAAGGACCCGUCAGUGGUCCCUGCUCUCUGCACAAUCCUCGCAAGUGCACCAAACCCUCAGAUACGUCAGUUUGCAGCAGUGCUCGUGAGGAGAAGAGUGGCCAAACACUGGAAGAAACUCUCCGUUGAACUGAAAGAGAAUUUAAAGCCAGUGGUUUUGCAGUCUCUCCAGCAGGAACAUGAGCACAAGGUGCGGCAUUCUGUAGCCCAGCUGGCUGCCAUCAUCGUCAAACACGAAACGCCAGAGAAAUGGCCCCAGCUACUUCAGUUUAUAACCCAGUGGACGAAGAGCAGCGUUCCGGGGGAGAGACAGGUGGGGAUGCUGCUACUCAGCACCGUGGUGGACAUCAGCACCGAGUCCUUCAAGCGCCACUUCCGCGAGCUGAUGCGGCUCUUCCACCAGACUCUGGAGGAUCACGACAACCCUCUGGUGGUCUUCUACACCAUCCAGACGCUGACUGCCGUGGUGUCCUACAUGGGCACUGACGAGAUGAACAUGAUGCGACCCAUGAUCCCAAAGCUGCUGAUCGCGAUCCAGGCUCUGAUACAGCACAAUCAGGACCAGGCCAGUGAGGCCAUGGAGGUUUUCGACGAGCUGAUGGAGAGUGAAGUUUCUAUCAUCGUGCCGUACCUGACACAGAUAGUCCACUUCUGCCUGGAGAUUGCAGCCAACCCCGUUCUGGGGGACAACCUGCGGGUAAAGGCCCUGUCCUGCGUCAGCUUCCUGAUCAAGCUGAAAGGAAAGGCCGUCAUGAAGCAGAAGCUGCUGCCCAGCAUCCUGAACACGCUGUACCCCAUCAUGUGCGCCCCCCCACCCGAGGGGGAGAUGGACCCCGAGGACCUGGACCUGGACGACGACAUCGAGGACGAGGUGGAGGCUCAGACCCCCAAACAUUUCUCUGCACAGGUCAUCGACAUGCUGGCUCUCCACUUGCCUCCAGAGAAACUCUUCUCCCAGCUGACCCCGCUGAUGGAGCCGGCGCUGAGGAGCGAGAACCCGUACGAGAGGAAGGCCGGUCUGAUGAGCAUGGCCGUGUUGGCAGAGGGCUGUGCCGACCACAUCCGCCAAAAGCACCUCCACCCCAUGCUGCAGUGCAUGUGCCAAGCCCUGGCAGACCAGAGCCAGGUGGUGAGGAACGCUGCACUCUUUGCCCUGGGACAGUUCUCCGAGUUCCUGCAGCCGGAUAUCAGCAAAUAUUCCGAUGAGAUCAUGCCACUGCUCCUCAACUAUCUGGGCACCAUCGACAACUCGAAGGGGGGCCACCUCACCAAGGCCUACUACGCCUUGGAAAACUUUGUGGAGAAUCUGGGGAAGAAGAUCGAGCCCUACCUGCCCACACUAAUGGACCGGAUGUUGACUGCCCUCUGUUCGACCAGCAGUAGCCGGGUCAAGGAGCUGGCGGUCAGUGCCAUCGGUGCAAUCGCCAGCGCUGCCAAAGAGGCCCUGCUGCCCUACUUCCAGGCCGUGAUUGUGCAGCUGAAAGGCUACUUGGUCAACACCAGCGAGGAGCUGCGGCAGGUCCAGAUCCAGUCCCUGGAAACUCUGGGGGUGCUUGCACGGACCAUUGGGAAAGACGUCUUCUUGCCGCUGUCUGAGGAGUGCUGCCAACUUGGCCUCAACCUCAUUGACCACGUGGAUGACCCUGACCUGCGUCGGUGCACCUACAGCCUGUUUGCUGCCCUGUCGGUGGUGAUGGGACCGGGCAUGGCCCCUCACCUGGAGAAGAUGACCACCGUCAUGCUGCUGUCCAUCAAGUCCACGGAAGGGGUGACGGCCCACUAUGACAACGACAGCAAGACCUUCCUGCUGCUGGAUGAUGACCUGGAUGAGGACGAGCCCAUCACCGAGGAGGAGGAGGAGGAAGAUGAUGCCGACAUCACCGGUUUCAGCGUGGAGAACGCCUACCUGGAUGAGAAGGAGGAUGCCUGCGACGCCCUGGGAGAGAUCUCCGUCAACUCUGGGGCUGCCUUCAUGCCGUACAUGGAGUCGUGCUUCGAGGAAAUCUUCCGCAUCACCGACGUGAGUACCCGGCCGUGUCAACCUUCACCCCACCCCCUCCGAGAGCAG
Molecule: messenger RNA, 2337 nt
Organism: Amblyraja radiata (thorny skate)
Lineage: Eukaryota; Metazoa; Chordata; Chondrichthyes; Rajiformes; Rajidae
Gene: ipo4
Product: importin 4
Exons: 21
Biological process (GO): protein import into nucleus
Molecular function (GO): small GTPase binding
Source: RefSeq, a predicted model, not a curated record